Messenger RNA from Eimeria tenella, 1479 nucleotides. RefSeq lists its product as uncharacterized. The transcript is spliced from 5 exons. NCBI's taxonomy places the organism in Eukaryota, Apicomplexa, Conoidasida, Eucoccidiorida, Eimeriidae. Bases 1 to 1479 code for a protein of 492 amino acids. The record is from RefSeq and is a predicted model, not a curated record.
AUGGGGCCCCGCUGGAGGCGAUUCUUUGCGAUUUGCUGCUGCUGCUGCUGCAGCAGCAGCAGCACCGCUGCUGCUGCUGCGCGCGCAGGCGAAAGCAGCGAACUCCUCUACCAGCUCUUCAGCAACUUGCAUGCAGCAACAGACCCGCUGGAGUUCUCUGUGAGCUUCUACAGAGUGCCCCACCACCUAGCCACUUGGGGGCGUUCAAUAGCAGAACAAAUCAGACAAAGGUUUGUUGAAAAGGAUACAGCGCAUUUGAAAGUGUUUAAAGUGGCUGGGGGCCCCAACGCCGGCUUCGUGGAAGAGCAGCUGCUGCUGAAGUGGCUUGCUGCAGCAGAAGAGGAAGGGGCCCUGGAGGUGACAGCAGCAACGCCAGCGUCUGCUGCUGCUGCAGUGCAGCAGCUGCUGCGGCUAGGAUUUAGCCCUGAGGGUUUGGAGGCCACCGCAGACGUAGCAGCAAACCAGCAGCAGCAGCAGCAGCAGCAGCAGGGGCCCCUGGCCCCCAGGUGGGCCCUCCAGGCCGAUGGGGGGCCCCACACAGAAGAGGGGGGCCCCCUGGGUACCGCGGGGGCCCCCUCUGGGGGCCCCACAGUGCCUAGGGGGGCCUCCCAAUAUGGGGAAAUGGGGCCCCCAGAGGCUGAGGGGCCCCUCUCAGAUAGUGAGGGGCCCCGCUCAGAGGAGUGGGCCCUCUCAAGUAUCUCGGGGGGCCCCCACAGUGGGCUGUGGGGCCCCACACAUGGCUUGGGGGGCCCCCACAGUGGCCUGUGGGGCCCCACAGAUGAUUUUGGGGGCCCCCACACUGGGCUGUGGGGCCUUACAUAUGAUUUUGGGGGCCCCCACAGUGGCCUGUGGGGCCCCACAGAUGGCUUUGGGGGCCCCCACGAUGGCGCGGGGGGCCCCCCAGCUGAGGGGGCCCCCACAGUUAAUUGGCGGUUGACUUUGCCUUACGACAAUGGCCCCAGUAGCUUUACUCUAGAGCGUUUGGCAGAAAUACGAGAUGUGUUGCUGCCCCAAGCUAUUUCUCUCGCUGCUGCUGCAGGCAAACAUCGGAGGGCCCCCCCUGUAGAAGUGGUUUCCAUCGAGGUCCCGGGGGGCCCCCAAGACUGUUCCGCCGAUAGAUUUUUGAAUUCAAUUGCUGCUGCGCUGCAGCAGCAGCAGCAGCUGCAGCAGCAGCAACAGCAGCUGCCGCAGCAGCGGGAAAAGCAGCAGCAGCAACACCAGCACCAGCACCAUCACCAACACCAGCAGCACCUGCACCAUCACCACCAACACCACCAGGAGCACCAGUAUCCGCAGCUGCAGCAGCAGCUGCAGCAGCAGAUUACGGAAAGGCUUGAAGAGGAAAUGAAAAGAAAAGAAGAAGAAAUGAUGCAAAGAGAAGCAGCAGAAACAAUUAAAGACGUUCGGGCUUUUGCUGCUGCUCUCAAACAUGGAAUUCCCCACGGGCACACCUUGCUGGGCAAGUUCAAAUAUAAUUAA